This is a messenger RNA of Phyllostomus hastatus (greater spear-nosed bat), 951 nucleotides long. It is a transcript of the gene CUNH6orf15, whose product is annotated as chromosome unknown C6orf15 homolog. Gene Ontology annotation, biological process: extracellular matrix organization. Gene Ontology annotation, cellular component: extracellular matrix. The record is from RefSeq and is a predicted model, not a curated record. Lineage: Eukaryota; Metazoa; Chordata; Mammalia; Chiroptera; Phyllostomidae.
AUGCAGGCUUGUGGUGGGUACCGGGCUCUGCUGGGCCUGCUCCUGAUCUACUUUCACCUUUCAGGUCCUUCUGCCCAGAGCAUCGAUGUAGUGGGGGAGAAAUUUCCCUAAGACUUGGGGACCAACUUGCCUCUGCUUGGACAACAUUCCUUGACCAGGCCCUCCAACCCCAAACAUCAUCAGACCAAACCAGAUCCUGGGGCUAAUGAUCUAGCAAGGGUUCUUCUGAAGCCCAAUACUACUCCAUCAGAUGACUCCCAACCAGGAGGUCCUGGGGUUCAGAGGUGGCCCCCAUCUGGGUGGCUGCCCGGCAUGGGUUCCUGACCCUUCGAGGAUCCUUAUCAGAUCAUGGCUGCUGCCGAGGACCAGCUGGGGAAAGUGCUGCCCAAAGAACCCUCUUUCCCUUCCAGUGCAGCUGCCCUCCCUCUGGGGGACAGUCCUUUGCCUGUGGGGUCCUUGGCAUGCUCUGCAGGACCCUCACCUGUGGCUUCAGUCCUCCACCAGGACUCUGAUUCUAGAUGGCCACCCCGUUAAGUGCUGGGAGCCCAGGGAGAAAUCCUUACCCAACACCCACCCUGGUCUCUCAUCAACAGGAUUCAACAGCCACUUCUGUCAGGUCACCCCUGGGGGAUGCUGACUCCCACCAUUUCCUGGGGAGGUGCAGGUCCUAGAACUGGAUGGGGAACCAAGCCCAUGCCACUCCCUGUGGGAAUCUGGGGUCUCAGUAAUCAAUACCCAAGUACCAGCUGGGGGAAUAGUAAUCGGUAUCCUGGCACCAGCUGGGGGAAUAUUCAUCUACACCCAGACAUUAAUAAUCAGUUUUCUCCUGGAGUUCACCAUCCUUCUGGCUCUUUUGGGAAAAUCAAGGCUGGCUUCCCCAAUUCUCAAAACCUUGGGUUGCUGUCGGGUGAGGAGAAUGGCAGCGGCAAGCCCCAAGUACCACAAGGAUAG